This is a messenger RNA of Anolis carolinensis (green anole), 13196 nucleotides long. RefSeq names its product growth arrest specific 7 (gene gas7). Bases 219 to 1712 code for a protein of 497 amino acids. NCBI's taxonomy places the organism in Eukaryota, Metazoa, Chordata, Lepidosauria, Squamata, Anolidae. Gene Ontology annotation, biological process: neuron projection morphogenesis; actin filament polymerization. The transcript has 14 exons. Gene Ontology annotation, cellular component: plasma membrane; actin filament; cytoplasm. The record is from RefSeq and is a predicted model, not a curated record. Gene Ontology annotation, molecular function: actin filament binding.
CAGGGAGACAUAAGGGAUGCCAAAGGUCAGAGAGGCUGAGACUGAAGCAAGGAAAGCUGGACAAAGCAGCCCCUGUUUGUCCUGCCAAUGCAUGGAAAGUGCUUGUUCAAUGGUACAGACCCUUGCUUUGUGUCCUCCAUCACCUCUAUCAUAGACAUUUGGAAGCUGGCAAGGGGGAAAAAGCCUUCCAGAAGCUUCACAUCUGAAGAGCCUCCAGAAUGGAUCUUUUUAAUUUCCAAAGAAGCCAAUUGAGCAAAGGGAAGUGCCAAAGAGUGUUGACAUGCAAAAGGAAGGGGGGUAGCUUUCUUCUUCUUUUUCAAAUACUGAGCAAUGCACUGACUCCUUACUCAUAUACACAAAGAGGAACACAGGCAUCGGACAGUUGCACAGCUCAUCUGGCAAAGAGGGCACGUCCAGCUAUGGAUUGUGACUGCAUUUCAGCAAGAGACUUGGCAAAAGCAUCCAUGAAACCUAGGAAGAUUAUUUCACAAGGAGGAGAAGACUCUCAAAAUGGCCACCUCCCACCUGGUUGGCAAAGUUACAUGUCUCCCCAGGGCCGAAGGUACUACGUGAACACUUUUACCAAUGAGACAACUUGGGAGCGGCCGAGUAGUGUGCCUGGGACCCCAAAGAGCCCUGUGACCCAGAAGAAUUCCUUGCCUACAGUGAAUGGGUAUCACAUACCAGGGACUCUGGUUCCCCAACUAGAAUCAAGCCACAUGAGUCUCCGCAAAGUUGGCAAUGACCCCCAGAGUCCGGGGUCCCCAUCACCUACUCGGAAGCAGAACAAGGAGACCACCUUUACGAUAAACUGCGUGACUUUCCCGCACCCAGACGCAAUGCCAGAACAGCAGUUGCUGAAACCUUCCGAAUGGAGCUACUGUGAUUAUUUCUGGACUGAUAAGAAGGAUCCCCAAGGAAACAGUACAGUCUCAGGAUUUGAAAUUCUUCUCCAAAAGCAACUGAAGGGAAAGCAAAUGCAGAAAGAAAUGGCAGAAUUUAUUCGGGAAAGGAUAAAGAUUGAAGAAGAAUAUGCCAAGAACUUAUCCAAACUAUCACAAAGCUCCUUGGCUGCCCAGGAAGAAGGGACACUCGGGGAGUCAUGGUCUCAGCUAAAGAAAAGCCUUGCUGAUGAGGCAGAGGUUCAUCUCAAGUUUUCUUCCAAGCUCCAGGGUGAGGUGGAGAAACCCCUGCUCAACUUCCGUGAAAACUUCAAGAAAGACAUGAAGAAGUAUGACCAUCACAUUGCUGAUUUGCGGAAGCAGAUGGUUAGUCGGUAUGCAGCAGUAGAAAAGGCCAGAAAAGCGUUAUCAGAGAGACAGAAGGAUUUAGAAUUGAAAACACAACAGCUGGAGAUAAAACUCAGCAACAAGACAGAAGAGGAAAUUAAGAAGGCCAGACGGAAGUCUACUCAAGCUGGAGAUGAUCUCAUGCGCUGUGUGGACCUGUAUAAUCAAGCUCAAUCAAAGUGGUUUGAAGAAAUGGUGACCACCUCUCUGGAACUUGAGAGACUAGAGGUGGAGAGAGUGGAGAUGAUUCGGCAGCACCUUUGCCAAUAUACUCAGUUGCGGCACGAGACAGAUAUGUUCAACCAAAGUACAGUAGAACCUGUGGAUCAGUUGCUUCAGAAAGUGGAUCCAGCCAAAGACAGGGAACUGUGGGUCAAAGAACACAAAACUGGUGAUAUCAGGCCUGUGGAUAUGGAGAUAUAGACUGCUGCUGCUGGCUGUAAGUGGUGGGCCUCUCUCGCUCAGCCCAGUUGGAAGGGAGUCCUGGAAAGCGUCGAGAAGGAGGGACAAGAGAGAUGUCCCACUGUCAGCUUCCUUAUAUAUUUAUUAUUGCCUGUACGGACUGUUUCUGUUUCGUCCGUUCAUUCUUCCAAUCCCCUAUUGUGCUAUGCCUUAAACAUCAAACAUUCCAGGGUUGAGAAGCCAACUCUUUUUACUUCCUUUCAAAACAGGCUCCCAGCAGGUGUGGCUCAAAACAGUACCGCUGGACCUGUUUUCUGGGUGCAAAGAGAGUUUUGCUGUUUUGUGAUUAACUAUUCUGUGCUACUCUCCUUGCAUGAUGUUCUCUGUUUUGUGGAGUAACAAUAAGAUACAGGAAGCCUCUGCCAUACAUGAGGGGUGAAUUUGAAUGUGGAAACAGGGACAUGGUUGUGAACGUUGCCACUGAAUUUUGUAGGAGUAAGGAAACAGUUAGGAAGACUACGCCUUCCCUCCUCUGCUUUAUGAAACAGAAUUCGUAAUGCUUACCUACCUCACAGGGUUGUUGUGAGGAUAACAGUAAAACCUGUCCAUUGUUGAAACAGCAAAUCCAGUUCCCAAAACUAGAAAUGCCAUUGCAAGGCUGUAAUAGAAUGGUUUUGCUUAUUUCAGUAAAGGAGGUAGUGAGUUAGGAGAAUGUGGGCCCAAAGAACAGCUGCUUGGGUUGGCCCUUUUUGUACUCCCCCUCAGGUACUUCUUGGCUUCACUCCUCAAGCCACUUACUCUCAUGGGGACUUAUGGAUCACCCACACUGAAGAAUUAUAGCAAUUUGAAACCAUUUUAACUGUAAUGGCUUCAUCCUAUAGAAUUUUGGGAUUUGUAGUUUGUUGUGACACCAGAGCUCCUUGACAUAAAAGGACAAAUGUCUCACAAAUUACAAAUCCCAGAAUUCCAUGGAACUUAAUGUGUUGUCAAACUGCUUUUUCUGUAGUGUGGAUACAGCCUUACUGAGGAAAUGAGCUGAGAACUGUAACCAUUAUUACCCUCAAGUUGAAAGGAAGACCCUUCAAAGAAUAGAUUAAGGACACAUUACUUAGGCUUGAUUUUUGUACCACAGAUUUUUUUCCCCACUACCGUUAGAUGCUUUGCUUGCAAAAUUGUCACCAAAUCUCCAUAACUCAAGUUUUCAUUUAUCAUCUAAUCCAGUGGUUCUCAACCUGUGGGUCCUCUGAUGAUUUGGCCUUCAACUCCCAGAAAUCCUAAGAGCUGGUAAACUGGCUGGGAUUUCUGGGAGUUGUAGGCGAAAAUACCUGGGGACCCACAGAUUGAGAACCAUUUAUCUAAUGGCAUACAGUGUGCCAGCUGUGAGGUCAGGAUGACUUAGUCAGUGUGGCUUAUUUCAAAAAUGCCCAAUUGUUUUUGUCUUGUGCCACCUAAAUUCUUGUGCAACUGCCACUGAAAUAUUCAAGUAGAACUUGGUCUUGAGGAAAACUGAGUUCUACUUGAAUAUUUCUGUGGCAGUUAACAUGUUUUUGGCAGGUGCUUGAGCCUCUGCACCAUAGCAGCCAUUUUAAAGGGUGUUUCAGUUUACCAGAGAGUUUAGUCCAUGUUAAAUCCUUCCACAGGACUAAGAUUCAAGUACUCAUCAGCUUUGUUUUGGAGGACCCCAAAUCAGCACAAGUGAGUUGGAAACAAGUAUAUAAACCCAGCCAAAGAUGAAUCAUAAAGCCAUUUCACUGAAUCAUGAUGUUCCUGCAAGGACUUACUUGUUCAUCCUGAGCUCCUGCAUGUUGGAAGAAAACCAUUUGUCUUACUUCUUGCCUUGGUAUUUAUAUAAAACAAAUAUUUGUUUUAUGUUAUCAUAUUGCCUUUCAUUUUUUGUGCUGCCAAGUGCUUUGUUUGAUCAGCUGUCAUACACAAAUGGAGGGACCAGAGAGCCCUUGAAGGAAUGCAUUCGUCAGUAUUUGGACCAGAUUUCUUAUCUUUUCUCAUCAUCACUGCCAGAUAUAGUCAUAGUCUUUUUGAUUUCCAGAGAAUUAAGAGAGAUCAAAGUCUUUAGCUUUCAGAUGGAAAUAAGUGCUACAGAUCACCUGAGCUUCCAGAGCAGAGAUGAGAUUUGUUCUACUUGGAUCCUUGAUGUGAAAGGAGUGAGCAGAAAAGGCAUUGCAAUUAACUACAACACUCGCUUUAUCUCAUUUGAGUAGUCUCACAUGCUAUUCCCUUCUGGCCUGCUUAACUACAAACAAAGUAUUCCUUUUUUCAGUUGUAGUUUCAUCUCAGGUUGAUAAUAGGAAACACACUGUACUUUGUCUUUUCCCCGAGAAGCUGGCCAUGAAGGUUGCAAGAAGAACAAUUUAUCCUGUUGGUAUGCAUAGGGAAAUUGAGAGUUGGGCAGAUAACAGCACUGAAAAGAUUUCCAAGGCAGUCAUUCAAUUCCUUUUCCUGUUUUGAAACCAAAGUCACAUUACCAUAUUCUGUGCAUCAUUCCACCUUGCUUUUCUUCGAAACAUCCUUCUGUUGCCUUCCUUUGUUUUCAGACUUUCACGCUUGCCUGUUCCCUAAAGACACAGACCCUAAAGCAUUUGUCUUCAGAUUUCAGCCAAUGUUAAGCAAUGCUGGCUAUCAAAGUUACCAAAAAUAUUACACCAUCUCCUCUCUAUAUCUUAUGAAUCCAAUCUGCUAUGAAAACAUCUGGCUGGUCUUGUCUUUUGUGCUUGCUGCUUCCCAUCAAUUAACAGUUGUCUCCUUAUUGCUCCAUAUAUCUCCCUGUUACUGUUAUAUUACUCAGGUUUUUUAAAGUUAUUGAGAACUUAAGGCGCUGAGCAUACCACAGUUCUCUCUGCUUUGCCAUUGUCACAUUGAGGGAGGUGACAAACCAUUCUUUCCAAAGCAGUGCCAAAGAUUAUAAAGCAAUGUAAAAAAAAAUUGCUUUCUUUGUGAUCACCUCAGAUCGAUCAACGUCUUGCUAUGCUCUCUGACUAGCUUCUUGUCUUUUACCAUUUCUGUUUCAUUUCUAAGCUCCUUGUCCUUUAAACUGCAGUUAUUAAAAGACAAUUGUGUGUCCCUUGCGACAACUGCAUAUGUUCUUGAAAAUAUAGUCAGGAGACAGAGAAAAAGGAACAGAGGGAGAUCUAUCUUAAUUUUACCACUAACAUUGAUAUCUCUUAGUCCAUUGCUAAAACUGGAUCUACUGCAGUUGAAUAAUGCAGUUUCAAAUAGAUAUAAAACUUUUCCUUACCAUAUUUUAUAAAAUUUGAGUGAACAAAUAGCCAAAACCGUCCUCCUAAUGUAAUAAUGGAGUUUUGCUAGAUGUGAAUAUUUAAUUAUAGUUUCCAGCUAAGCAUCUUCUCAGUAACUUUCCAUUGUUGAUUAGCUAUGGUGCUUUAAGGUUAGAGUUUCAGUCCAGCAGUGUGUCCACAUUUAAACAUAUUUGGCUAGGAAACUUAGAAUGAGAGAACUACACAAACUAAUCACUAUGUGUUGCCUGCCAACAUUGCCAUUCUCUCUCUCGCUUUUACAUACAUACACAAAUAUAAGAAAUUCAGCAUGCUGAUGUGAUGUUCUUUCUCUAAACUUCAAGUAUAAAACUUCAUUGCUUUUUCCCCCCUAAAUUUCCUCAUCUGUUUUGGUGUUAUUACAAUGAGUUUCUCAUUUCAUUUUAGGAGGAAGUAUUAGUUGUUUUCUUUCUGUUGCUCUCUGUCCAAAAGUUUACAUUUAUGACAUGGCUUCCAAGCAUGGAGCAUCUUACGUUGUCUGUGCUUUUUGCUUCAGGGAAUUUUCACAUCAUAUUUAUCUUGGGUUUCAUUUGAAGAGCCAAGCACAAAAAGCCUGAUUUUGUUAAGAUAUCAUUUCUAGCCACAUCAUCUCUCUGCUGUUUUGCAUGUCACCCACUUCUUCAAUACUUGCCAGUGAGAAAAAAAAUUGACCUAUUUAUCUUUCUAGUUUCAUGAGAAAGAUGUUAUUGCUUUUGUGCAAUAUUCUUCUAAGUGUUCCAGAUUUUGUUCAGAGAAAAGAUAAGCUCUAUUGAAGAGAAUGUUUAAGAGAAGAUUCCAUAGCAAACAUUUGAUGACCCACAAAAGUUGUCUGGUGUUUGGCAGAUUUACUACUAAAACCCAGGGCAUGUAAAAAUACAAAUCCAUGUGAACAAAUAAGUGACCAAAAAACCUAGUCCAAUCAAUGUGAUCAGUGCCCAAAUGUUCCAGCAAGAUGUGCCCCAUCCACCCACACCACACCACCACACCCCCAAUUUUCCAUUUUCGCUGUGGCCAGUCAGUUGGAAUUCUGGUCCUGAGAGGGAGGUUCUUCCCCACUGAGGAAUUUUUCUAUACAUUGUAUGAGAGCAGUGGUUCUCAACCUGUGGGUCCCCAGAUGUUUUGGCCCACAACUCCUUGAAAUCCCAGCCAGUUUACCAGCUGUUAGGAUUUCUGGGAGUUGAAGGCCAAAACAUCUGGGGACCCACAGGUUGAGAACCAUUGUACUAGAGCAAACCUUGUGUUUCGCUAAGACAAGGGUGAGGAAAUAGCAGUCUGUGUGCUGUAUGUGGUCCCAAAUUCUGCUUAUGUGGCCUCUGAAGUCUAUGACAGCCCCUAAAGCUUGUCGGGUUAUUUCUUUUUCACCCUUCAAAUGGUGAAAAAUGCAAGCUAACUGCUUCCAAAGUUUUUUCCCCCUCUUCAAAUGUAUUCAAAAUAUCCUUUCCCCAUUACAAAUCUCAAAAUAGUCACAUGGCACUUUUAUUGUGCUGCGUGGUAUCGAUGCAGCUCACAUGAGGGGUAAUGGGGCAAGUAUUGGCCCCUCCACAGUUUCUGCUUCUGUUCUAAACCUAUUAAUACUUAUUUCUUUUGCACAGAUCCCAUAAAUAUGUGAGGUUGUUCUUAACUUGGUGAUGUAACAUAUGGAUGAUGCAUAUUCGUUCUCUAGUGCAAGUCGUCUUCCACAUUUUGCUUGCGAUUUUUUGUUUCUUAUUAUGUGACUUUUCAGCAGCUAUUUUUAAUUUGCUUUAUUUUUUGCCACUAACUCAUUCACUGUGUGAUCCUUCAAGGAGACCUCGUCUCCCCACACUUUUUAGCAGCAAUUGGUUUAAGUUUUUCCAUGUCCGGAGCAUACCAACAGCAGCUGGACCUGUUACAUAACCUCAGCACAGCCCCUGUCUCAGCAUAGCUCUUGUUGACAGGGCCACACACUUCUGUUGUUGUUAUCUUUAAAAAAAAUAAAGGAUACUAGACUCCGUGGAGAGUGGAGCUAGGCUAUUUAAUGUACUUUAUUAAUUUAGAGCAGGAAGGCUAGGAAUGUGAUUUUUGUAAUCAAAUCCAUUUUCCCGAAAAGAUAUUUUGAAUUUAUUUGUAUACUAGUGCAUGAAUAAACAAAACUGCAAUAUUGGUUUGCCAUGCCAGACAACCUAUACCAUUGAUUCUCAACCUGUGGGUCCCCAGGUGUUUUGGCCUACAAUUCCCAGAAAUCCCAGCCAGUUUGCCAGCUGUUAGGAUUUCUGAGAGUUGAAGGCCAAAGCAUCUUGGGACCCACAGGCUGAUAACCACUGUGCUGUACCAUGCCCCACACAUACCAUCUUCCUUUUUUUACUGCAUCUUAAAACAUCUCUCCAAUUAUUUCUGGGAUCUCCUUGAUUUGAUACAGGGAUACGCUUUUCUGUUGAUCCCUUGUUCAUUUUCCUUAGCAUUGGCUUGUACUACAACAGUUAGAUUUGCCUUUUUGUACAUGUGCAGUUGUGUUAAGAAGGGCUUAUUCCCCAGUUAGUGUGCUUGGAUUUGAGGUCUUUCAGUUGUUAAUGCUCUUUUGCUAGAAAUGUGUGAAGUUUUCCCAACAAGACCUGCUAAAUUCUUAAAGCGAAAUGCUUUCCAUUUCAAUGCCAGCUUUGCAGAUCAUAGUGACUCAGGUCCAUUCCUUAAAAUGACCAGACAUUCCUCUGCCAAGUUUCUCUUUGAUCAGCUACAAGGAAGCUCUUCUUCUCUGCUCUUUCCCUCACUGUCCAAACAACAGUGAAGAAACAAUGAAAUAAUGAAAUAUUUCCAGUUUAUCUAUUUUUCUUCCUUUGUGCAGCUGAGAAUCUCUGCCCGUACCCAGUGUGUUAAGUUGUUAUGGAGUGAAGCAGGAAGAAAGAGCAAACUUUCUAUUACUGCCAUCACAGACAAUGUGAACUUGUUUUAGAUUUCACUUGACAGUUCUUCUCAAACUGCCUUCCCAGCUGCUUUCUUCUGGCACGCUGACCCUGCGUUCUGUUAUUAGCCAGGCUCUAAUGGAAAAAAUGUGCAGAAGGGCAGCCCGAAGGAUGACUGUGCCUCACAGAAGGGCUUGCACUUGACCAGCAAUUUCCUUCUGAAAAAGGAAGGCAUGACAAGAUGCACACAAGGCCAUCAAGUGAGGACAAAAGAACAACGGGGUAGUCUUGGAAAUUUAACAGGAGUCCCUGUUGUCCAUUUUGAUGGGAGUGGAGGAGCCAAUUGAAAGACUCUUGAAACAUCAGAGGCAAUUAACAUGCACAGCUGUUAGACGUGCGAUGUUUGAAAGUCAGGGUUAAAAGGGUUUGCUACAUUCAUAAGUGAUUGCAUGAUAAUUGCUAGCUAGGCAGUCUUUAGUGAGCCACUAGAGCUAAUUUUGCUUGCCUGUCGCAAAUGACAAAUAAUAGCUCCAUGCUAAAUGCCCUGUUCUGUACAAAUUUCCUUGGUGUCCAGGAACAGUCAUGGUCAGACUCAGAAUACUGAUCAUUGUUCUAAGCUUGUUUGGGAGCUGCUGGUUUAAGGGCCGGUUCGCCUCCUGUUAUAACCUGCUUGAAAAUAUAUUUAACAAAUAUAUCGAAUUCAGUGGCUAGGCUAUUAGUGUACUUUGGAGCAUUGAACAAGCAUAGCUUAGGAACUGAAGAUAUCCUUGAUGCCCCAUAUUGGUUAUCAAGCAGAAAAAUAAUAUAUUUUAGAUCUCAUGAGAAGCACUUUUCAUAGUUUGUGGUGGAUUGUGAAUAUUUUGAUAUUAUAAACAAAUUUUAAUAACCAAUGUGACUAAGAGAGUUGCAUUUAAAUGCAGAAAGCAGAUUUUGCAACUACUAAUUGCAAUAAAACUCAUGAAACCUAAAAAGUUUGUUCUUGUUCUUUGAACUUGAGUUGGCUUAAUAAAUGUAUUACUGUAAUGUGUAUUUUGAGCUGAUUCUAAGCCAACUCAAGUUCAGAGAACAAGAACAAACUUUUUAGGUUUCAUGAGUUGUUUGUCAGACAACAUGUUACGAGGAAAAAGCAACCCAGACUGGGAGAACAGUCACUGGUCUGACUUGUUGAUGAAGUCAUGAAAUAGGACCUCUUACCACCACCCCCAAAAAAACAACAACAACAUUGAAAUGAGCACUUCUGAAUUGACGUUUCUGAUCUUCAAUAUCAGAAUUGUCUAAGGCUUAUUGUAAAAAAAUGAAGCCAUGGAAUGUCUUUUUUAGAUUAUAGAUCUUUAAAUAAAUUGAUGAGAUGGAUUUUUUGGGAGAUGGUGCUUUUCCUCAGACUGAGGCUGGAUCUAUACUGCCCUAUAUCCCAGGAUCUGAUCUCAGAUUAUCUGCUUUGAACUGGAUUAUAUGAAUCUAUACUGCCAGAUAAUCUGGGAUAAACAGAUUUGGGAUCAAAUCAUGGGAUAUAGGGUAGUUUGGAAGGGGCCUCGAGUAUAGCAGCUGAAUUAAAACAAGAUAAUUUUCAUGGGCAGGUUGUGUCCUGCAAUGAUAGGGAGAGAGGAAUGGGACAUUUACACUGUAAACAAAUAUUUUUAUGCCUGUUUAAAAAUUGUAACAUCUUCUAAGGGAACAUGAAAAUUGUUGUUUUACAAAAGUAUGACAAUUCCCUGCUUUCAUUACAGACAUAAAAAUGUCUGAAAGUGUGUGUAUAUAAUGUGGAUAAUGAUAUGUGAAUAAUGUAAAUAAGUGCAUUUCAUGUGGUCCAGUGGCUUGAACUCGGUUUCUCUUCAGCAUCAGGCAUUCAUUAUUUGCAUGAACUCAGAACUGACUGGUGCACAGCCAAAAAGAAUCAAGGAGCAAUUGCAGCUGCUCUUCCUGCUGAAGACAGAAGGGACCAGCAGCUGAAAGUUGUUCUGAAGAGUUCUCUCAAGGGGAUUCAGAGAGCCCAAAAGCAGAAAUUACGCCCAAAUCCAGCCCACAUAGGCCACUAGACCCAGUAACUAGAAUAUGAUGGACUGAGUUUUUAAAGUUCAGAGUAACAUCUUCCUGUUUCCUAUUGUAGGAAGGACUUAGACGGUCCCAACUAUUGCACUUGCAUCCAUGCUCAGCUGUGAUAUGUGUAACUGUGUCAUGUGCCAGGAGGUGGCACUAAUUGGUUAACAUUUUUCUCAUUCUGCAUGGAUAUUUCUCACUUGGCUUUUCUGUGAAUUUGUCAACUAAGCAAGUCGCCCAAGGCUUUGAUAGGUCCCAAUCUUUUAAGAUGAUUUUUGAGAAUCUGCCAUCAUUAUCACUGAGAAGCAAAAGUGUUGCUCUUGGUUCCCAAAACUGCUACCAGCCAGAAGAUCCUAUCUUAAAUGACUGCAGACAGAAAAGCAUCCUGGAAACAUUUUAAUUCUGUAUCUUGUCCUUUCCAUCAGCCAUAGCCAAAGUGCUCAAUGACGAAGCAUGAUGGGGAAGUGGUAGUUCAUUGACAUCUAAAACAAAGCUUCCCCAGACCUGAUGUGUUUAUGUAUACUUCAGAUUAUAAUAGGACAUUGACUUUUCUGGGUCUUAGGGGCUCAGGGCUCGUACAAAAGUUGCAAAACUUUGAAUUUUAAAAACUGACACCCCCCCCCCCCCCCGCCCCAGAGAACAACUCUUUAGGAAUCCUAAGGUCCUCCAGUAUGCUACUGUGCUCAACCAUAGAGACCAUAGAGUCAUCCUGGAGACCCCUUCCAGAUAAUUAAGAUUCUCCUCUUCUUCAGCCCCUCUGAAUUCUUUCAGUCCUCGGUUUUGACAAGUACAUAUGUUCAUACUGAAAAGCAUUAUUUACCCCUGUAAUUUUGCUAUUUUAUUAUGAAUAUCUAAGCAUACUGCCCAAUGAUUUAUGGUAUGAAUCACAAAAUCAAUUGGAAUUGAACUACUGAUUUCAGCAAGAUGUGGAUCUAUAUAUAUAUAUAUAUAUAUAUAUAUAUAUAUAUAUAUAUAUAUAUAUAUAUAUAUACACACACACACACACACACACACACACACACACUCAUUCCACAGUUCUGUAUGUUCAAAUUCAGCAAAUCAUUAUGAUUCCAUUUGUUAAAAAAAAAAAAGAUCUUUCAGAAUUGUAGAGGAUGGGAAAUAUAGGGAAGUUCUGUAAAGAAACCAAUUUAUUAAUAUAGAUAUUUCUUCCAACUUAUAUUAAGUUGAAAUAUUUUGAAUGAAUUUAAAAUUAAGAAGAAAAGAUUUGUUCUAGAUAUUUUGAACACUCCAGUUUAAUCUUUGGAGGAAAUCUUUUGAUCCUCCACUCCUUGAAGCAAACCAUAGCAAAGGAGAUAAACUCCAGUUCUGUGGUACAUUGGAAAGUUCCUUUUUAAAAGUACUACCUGUACUUUUAAAGAUCUGUACUACCUAGACUUAAUAUUUGCAGUUUAAAAAAAAGGUUUCUUUUAGCUUUCUUUUUGUUUAAAAGCAUCUAACAUUGUUACUGCAACCCCCACCCCAAAAGACAGCAAUAAGCUGUUGGCCUAUGAUACAAUAAUAUCUAUAUAUUUUGGUGAAAAUCUAAAUGUAACUAAAACUAUGUUACAGUUACACACAAAAGCAACAAAGGUAUCUGUCAUUACAUUACAAUCAUAAGGUAUCUUACUUAUAUUUUAUUUACUGAAAAAAGAAAUCAAUAAUGAGAUUUUAACUAGUCAUUUUCAAGCUGUGGUUAUCCUGUAGCCUCUCUGGAGAUUCGUUUUCAAAUCUGAAGUUAAGAUUAAAGUCUAGGGCAUUUUGAAUAACAUAAUUUCUUAUGGUGCAUUCCUUGUUUUCAGAUAAGAGUGUUUUAAGAGACUGGGGCAUUCCCACUGGACUGCCUUUUGCAUUUGUGAGACAGACCCCAUUGUGAGGACUUCUAAUAGUUUUAAAGACUCAAUGUUAGUGGAACAUCAUGAAAAACCCCAUGGGAAAAAUGACCGGUUUUCUGUUUAGAGCUUUUGUGUGUGUGUGCCUUUAGAGUGAAUUGAGUUUAGAGUUUCAAGCUUUCCCUUUCCCAGGCUGUUCCUGGAUCAACCAGAUGAACUCAAACUUUAGAACCAAAACAGAAAGAUGGUCUUUUCUUUGACAUUUGUCUUCCAAGUCACACUUGCAGAGAAUAUUUUGAAUUGAAAUUUGAAUAUUUAGGAUUGAUAGAAAGUGACAUUGCUCCUUUAACUCUGUCCUUGAUCUUGGAUCUUUUCACCUGAAAGAUAUUCUUAGCAGAGGAACUCAAGACUGCCUUCACUGUGGGAGUGCCGAGCUUCCGUUCUUUCCAUCAUGCUUAUGUAGUAGCAAUAAUAUUUGUUGCGGAACAAGCAAGUGACUAUGGCUGCCACCUAGUGCAUAGCAAAGUGCAUUUAAGCCCCGCCAUUGUGAGUGACAUUUGCAGCCUAUGCAUGCUUACUUGAAGGUCCUACUGACUUCUACAGGACUUCUUCCCAAGGAAGUGUGCUUAUUAUUGCAGCAUUAAGGAUGCUUAGCUGUAUUAAUUGCACCUGAAAUUUGCAAAUAAAAUCUUCUACACUUUUGCAAACUUAGUAAUUUUCUGUUAUCUUGAUUAUUGGAAUUCAUAGUCUCAAAUAUCCCAGAAAUUGUAUGAAAAAAGACAUUUAAAUCCAAAUUUGUAUUUCUGAACAUUUUACACUUUACAGAGGCAAUAUGCAUAAUUAAUUCAUAUUGUAUCCUUUCUCGCUAUCUAAGGAUAAAUUGAAUUUGCGUGACACUGGUCUGCAGACAUAAUAGAUUUGGAGGAUGCCUCUGUUCAGCAUCUAGUGCUCCUUCCAAGCAGAUUUUUGUUUUUCAAUGAUGUUGUCUAUCUACUCUUUUUAUCCUGUACCUUUUACUAAACACUUUCUAAAUUUUUAUGGUAAAAUGUGUCUUCUGCCUGCAGUAAUGGCUUUGAACUUUGUAACACUUUGCUGCAGAUUUUUGGCUGAUAGACAUUGAAAAACUUAACUCUCCUGUAAGCUCUGUGUAUGAAUAACAUCUGUGAGCUUUUAAUCAUUGUGAAACCUGUUAAUAUGGCUCUUUUUUUUUUGCUCUCAUGUAAUUGUAUGACUAAAACACUGCAGCUGAAUAAGUAAAUGCCCAUCAAGAUUUAAGGGCUGUGUUGUCAGUUCAGGUAUGUCUUCUAAAUGUUAAUGUUGAUGGAGUUGCACUGAUUUACCCCAGCUAAAGAUCUCACCCUUAAAUGUUGAAGGUAUUUGCUAUACAAUUUUUUUGUCUUAUGUACAAACAUUUCCAUAAACUUUGUAUUUUCCUCUAUUUUAGUGAGUUUGUAUUACGCACUUGAAAAGCUUUAUCUCAUCUCAUGUAAAAUAAACUGUACAGUCCAUUAA